AUGCCGAGAAGAAGAAGAAGAGUAAAAGAUGUUAAUCGUCCGGACCUCCACAUUGCUAAUUAUCUUGAUCAUCUUAACUAUGGUUCUCGAAUGUUGCAAUGUGACCACUAUAUGCCGCCGGAUCGGUACAAUCCAAUAGUGGAAGGGUAUUUACGGGACACAGACUUUUAUCAUGUUUCACAGAUUGGAGUUGUCCAAUGCCAGUCGGCAUUGGUUAAUGCUCUGGUCGAGAGAUGGCGCCCUGAAACACACACGUUCCACUUUCCGGUUGGUGAGUGUGCCGUGACACUGGAGGAUGUGGCUUUAAUUCUUGGUCUGCCGACGAAUGAUUUGCCAGUUACGGGACCGACACUGAGCAGUUAUGAGGCUUUAGAGACUGAAUGCCUGGACCAGUUUGGUGUUGCACCUAUGAAGUCAGACUGCAGGGGAAGUUUCAUCAAGGGUGCACUAGAAGUUUCUGCCGUUACUCGUAACUUUGGGGGGAUCAUACAGUUCAGCUGGGGAUCGGCCUGCCUGGCACACCUGUAUAGAUCAUUGUGUAGAGCAACUCGGGUCGACUGUAAGGAGAUUGAUGGUCCGCUGACACUGUUGCUUGCCUGGGCUUGGAUCCAUCUACCAUUCAUUGCGCCAAUUCCAAGCAAUCCUCAAAUCUUUCCGAUUGCAAAUAGGUAA
Molecule: messenger RNA, 672 nt
Organism: Arachis ipaensis
Lineage: Eukaryota; Viridiplantae; Streptophyta; Magnoliopsida; Fabales; Fabaceae
Source: RefSeq, a predicted model, not a curated record